AUGGCAGCAGCUUCGACAGACUCGGGACAGGGCUCAUCCAAAAUAACUCCCGAAGUGCUGCAGGAGAUGCUCCAGUACUACAACCUGAGCCGCCAGGAGUUCAUCAACACCUACAACAUCCAGCCGCUUGUCUACAUCCCCGAGUUACCGUACAGCGCCAAGACCACCUUCGUCAUCAUGUAUGUGGUGAUUUUCGUCCUGGCUUUGGCUGGAAAUAGUUUGGUCAUCUACAUAGUUGUGAAGAAACGGGCUAUACAGACGGCGACGGAUAUUUUUAUUUGCUCUCUGGCCGUCAGCGACUUGCUCAUCACUUUCUUCUGCAUCCCUUUCACUUUGUUGCAGAAUAUCUCCUCUGAAUGGUUUGGCGGAGUUCUGGUUUGCAAGACUGUUCCCUUUGUGCAAACUACAGCCAUAGUAACAGGCAUCCUCACGAUGACCUGCAUCGCCAUUGAGAGAUACCAGGGCAUUGUUUUCCCGCUGAAAAUGAGGCGGCAGUACUCGUCCAAAAGAGCAUACAAGAUGCUAGGGCUUGUGUGGAUUGCCUCAGUGAUAGUGGGUUCACCAAUGCUAUUUGUGCAACAGCUAGAGGUGAAGUAUGACUUCUUGUAUGAUCACUACCAUGUGUGCUGUCAGGAGAGUUGGAGAUCUCUGACUUACAGGCAAGCGUACACCACCUUCAUCAUGGUGGCGCUUUUCUUGCUCCCUCUGGCAGCCAUGUUGUUCCUCUACACACGUAUUGGUAUUGAGUUAUGGAUCCGCAAGCGGGUGGGCGACGCUUCAGUUCUCAACACAAUGAACCACAGGGAGAUUGGUAAAAUCUCAAGGAAAAAGAAAAGAGCUGUUAAAAUGAUGGUCACCAUUGUUCUGCUCUUCACUAUUUGCUGGGCACCGUUCCACACUGUCCACAUGCUGUUUGAGUACAAUGAUCUGGAGAAGAAAUAUGAUGGAGUCACUCUUAACAUGAUCAUCGCUAUUGUUCAGGCCAUUGGGUUCUUUAACAGUUUCAACAACCCGAUCGUAUAUGCCUUCAUGAACGAGAACUUCAAGAAGAGCUGCGUCUCCACCCUCUCCCACUGCAUCCGCAAACCUAACCAGCAGGGUAGUGCUGCAGUGGCGCCAAGACUAAGCGUGCAGUACAUCAAACCCCAAAGCAGAGAAGCCUUCCUAAACCCAGAUGAAGGCAACAGCUCAGAGAAGCGUUCGGCAGAAAAGGGUGCUUCGUGUUCAUCCCAUGACGAGAGCUCCCUGGAAGUAAUAGGAGAAAAAAUCUCCACCAUCCAAACAGAGCUUCCUGCAACCAGCUCAUCUCAAGUCAAAUGAGAUUGGACGGGUUCAUAGGUUCAGGUACUCUUACUAUCAAACUCAAUCUUACCAUUUGCUGUCACCUGCUGGCACAUGGCAUCUGCAGCUGUGAGACUGUCAGAUGUGAUUUGAAGUCUCACACUAGUGGAUCAAAGACUCAAAAACCCAACAGCUCGACAGGUUUUCUCCGCAGCGCCAGGAGGCAGAGCAUGCAUGUUCAUUCCGGUCUCAUAGCAGCUUGAGAGGGACAUUAAGAAGAGGCAGCUUUACUGUAAAUAUAAGGAGCAACAGAGAUGCUGGUCAGACACUGAACAGCUGGUUGUUUUCCAAACUUAGAAAAAAACUGUGCUGUCUCUAUAAUCCACAUCAGUCAGCUUCUCUUGCUGAGUGCUUUAUGAUUUGUUGGAAGAAUCUGUGUCUUGCUUCAUCCAGAAUUAGCUCAAACAGUGUCUGUUGUUUUCUGCUGCAGCAGAAAUGAAAAUGUCAAUGUGUAAGACUUUACAGAGCCAUACUUUUAGCUGCAAAUUACAGGAUCUGGUUUUACUGCACUACUAGCUUUGCAUUUGUUCAAUUCACCAUGAAACUCACUUUAAUUUUAGUCAAUGCAACUGAAAACUUUCAUUUAUAAUGCAGAGAGGCGUGUUUUCAGAGCAAUUAUGGGCUAGAGCUUUUCUUUCAGUUAUACUCCUUUUAAUUUAGCAAACAUUGCUUGAGUUUAAAUUAAAAAUGUUGCAAACUUUGCAAUGGACCUGAAUGUACUUUCUCCAGAAAAGUGCUUCUAACUCACCAGACAACCUGAUCAGAUUACUGAAUGUGAAAAGGCUUAAAAUGUUGCCAAUUAUUGUUUAUUGCUCGUUUUACCCUUCUCUGUUCCCCACAUAGAAGCAGCUUAUUGAUACUCUACAGGACAGGGGCGGAGCUAAGAUAUGGCCAGGGGUGGCCAUGUUCACCUCAUGAAGAACUAGAGCUGCAUUUAAAAUCUAGAAUUAUAUUUUCUCAUUGCAUCUAUGAAACGUUAUUUUCAUAAUACUUUUAAUACAAAGCGAAUGUCUAAAAUUACUUUAAAGAAUAUAAAGAAAAAACAAAAUAGAAACAAAGAGAAACAAUGAAACGAUACUUGACCAACAAUAUCUUCACCUGUUCACACUGUGAAGUGCAGCAGCAACUGCACUCAACAGCAGUUUCUUCUUUCCUUCCAGAUGUUAGCGUUUGUUUUGCACAACUCAUCUGUUUGCCAGAAUGCACAAAGAUAACAUUGUUUAUGUCUCUGAAAUAGUUUAUCAUUUUGAGAUCUCGAAAAUGUUUUAUUAUGCACUACAGUGAGGUUAAAGUCUCAAAAAUAAAGCUGUAAAGGUGUGCAUUUUGUCACUGCUUUGUCUUGUUUUUGCUUUUUUCUUUUGUUGUUGUUGGUUUUCUUAAAAACUCACAACUCACGCUAUUGCAGAUUUGGCUGUACUUUUAAGUGUACAUAGAAGUCCUUGAAAGUCAUUGUCUUUACCACCUGAUCCAUUAUAACUGCUAUAAUGUUAUUAGAGAGAUGGCCUCUUUGCUGCCAUCCACAACCUCUCCCUCUGUGAGGCACUUUAACUCCCAAGUAACAACAUUAUCAAUAACCCAUUCACUGCAAAUCAAUAUUAAAAAAAGGGUUCUAAGUGAUCGCCUUUGUCCUGUAAUGAAACGUUUCUCCCUUGAUUGGAGUGGUCUCUUCCAGGAUAGAAAAGCCUCAGUCAACUGGGCCCAGUGGGUCACUGAAAUGUAUAUUUAAAAAAGCAUAAAAUUGAGAACAGUGAUAUUAAAUGGCUUCAAAAGUCAUUGGGUCUCAACCCAGGCAAAAUCCUAUUAGACAUUUGGAACCAAUUUUGUUAGACAGCACUUUCAGAAACGUUAAUGAAAACAUCAGGAUGGAAUCAUUUUUGGAAGAUUGAUAUUUUAUCCCUCUUGUAAGAUUCCACAAACUUAAUCAAUUCCAAGAAGCACUGGCAUUGUAUUUGUUCUUCUGUGACUAGGCAUUAAAUUGAAUUUGUUUCUAAACAUUGGAAAUAGUUUGAAAAUGAUUACUUAGACAUUUCCUAAAUUUGCUGCAGGCCCACUUCUUUGCUGGUUGUGAUUGGGUGAAACCUGCAUUUAGGGAGUAUAAAUUGUGCAGUCAGGUGCUUUUGUGUGCAACACUGCAAAUGUCUUCAGUAAUUGUUCUUGUGUUGACUUAGAAUGAGCAUAAUCAAUAUUAAACUAUGAAUGUAAACAACUGAACAACAUUCACCAUCAUAAGACAAAUCAAAUCACUGGUUUUGAAGUUACUUUAGUUGCACAAGGAAGCUUUAUUUAUGUGCAUACAUUUGACCUUGAAUAUUCCACACAGACAAGUUGAUUUAACGUUAAAAUGUGUUUGCUUUAAUGUUCUGUACCUUAUCUUUGUAAUGCUGGUUUUAACAAGU
Melanotaenia boesemani (Boeseman's rainbowfish) is the source of this 3737-nucleotide messenger RNA. RefSeq names its product pyroglutamylated RF-amide peptide receptor. Gene Ontology annotation, molecular function: neuropeptide Y receptor activity; peptide binding. The transcript has 6 exons. The record is from RefSeq and is a predicted model, not a curated record. Gene Ontology annotation, biological process: G protein-coupled receptor signaling pathway. Bases 1 to 1320 code for a protein of 439 amino acids. NCBI's taxonomy places the organism in Eukaryota, Metazoa, Chordata, Actinopteri, Atheriniformes, Melanotaeniidae. Gene Ontology annotation, cellular component: membrane.